This is a messenger RNA of Tetrahymena thermophila SB210, 837 nucleotides long. Its product is annotated as S54 family peptidase. Gene Ontology annotation, cellular component: membrane. Gene Ontology annotation, molecular function: serine-type endopeptidase activity. NCBI's taxonomy places the organism in Eukaryota, Ciliophora, Oligohymenophorea, Hymenostomatida, Tetrahymenidae. The transcript has 2 exons. Gene Ontology annotation, biological process: proteolysis. The record is from RefSeq and is a predicted model, not a curated record.
AUGAGUUAAAAACCAGUUGAGGAGUUAAUUAAGUAGAACCUAGCCAAGCAAGGAUUUAUCAAGGAUCCGAUGGAAGAGAAUUUUUUAGAUAUGAUUCAGAUCUAUUUGUUUCCGAAUUACAAAUUAUUAUCUUUUACAAAUCUGAUAGCAUUAAUUGAUACCAUUUUUUACAUUUCUACUUUGUGCUAUGACGAUACUGAUGAAAAAUUAGGAUUAUUAUCUCCAUCUCAUGAAAGUCUGUAUACCUUUGGCCAUAUUUAUCCUCCUAAAAUGAAAAAGGGUUAAUAUUAUAGAUUUAUAAUACCAAUAUUUCUAUACUCAAAUUUGAUACACUAUUUAUUUAGCAUGUUCGCAAAGAUAUAUUUACUGCAGUUAAUAGAACAUUUUUAGGGUUUUUUUAAAACUCUAUUUAUAUACCUUAUGGUUACCACAUAUGGAGUAGUAUUUAACUCGUUAUUUCCUGGCGCAUAUGGAGUUGGAGGAUCAUUUUUCAUUGGUUUAAUAUUAAUUUGUUUUGUGUAAGAAAGUAGUCAAAAUAGAAUGAUGAGUAAAUACAAUUAAUUUUGUUUUAUUUCUGGUUAAUCAAGCUAAGUGAAAAAUUCAAUUAUAAUAUUCAUUACACUCUUAUCUAUUUAUGUAAUGAAUUAAGUUUUCCCUAACAUUCCUAUGUUUGGCCACUGUGGAAGCUAUUUUAUGAGCCAGAUACUAUCUAAUGUAUUUACCAACUAGAAGAGAGAUAAGAAUAAAUGCAAGCAAAUCUUAUGGUUUAUGAUAUCAAUCUUAGUUUACCUUGCUACAUUUUAUAUUUUCUUUUUCCUAAAAAACAAUUCUGAAUGA